Cryptomeria japonica (Japanese cedar) is the source of this 1464-nucleotide messenger RNA. RefSeq lists its product as uncharacterized. The coding region runs from base 1 to 1464 and encodes 487 amino acids. The record is from RefSeq and is a predicted model, not a curated record. The transcript has 6 exons. NCBI's taxonomy places the organism in Eukaryota, Viridiplantae, Streptophyta, Pinopsida, Cupressales, Cupressaceae.
AUGGAAAAACUGCAUGGGAGUAAAAAGUCGGUGUCUCAUGGUUUCACCAAGAGAUGGAGCAAUAACAAAGUCACUCUGUUUAGGCAGACUUGGACGUUGGAUGAAGACUUGGUGGUAGAGGUUAUAGGUUUACAGAAGGAAGGUACCAAAUUUUAUAGAGACCGCAAGUUCUCGGUGGAAGCCACCAAGAACUUCCCGAAAAGUGAUGAAGAGAGGGUUCAGCUCACCAAGAAGGACAAUGUGUCCUACUAUCUUCCUCAACAGGUAAAAUCUUUCUGGCAGAAGAUGUUAAGAGUUUUAAUGGAAUACAUAACGAUUGAUGCUUCUUCUCUUAAUGAAAGCUUGGUCGAUCAUGCCAGAAAACCUAAAUCUUAUCCCAUUUCUCACCAAGGGCUUAUACUGCUUAUUUAUGAGCAUUUGAAGGGUAAAGCUAGGGCUAAUAGGGAAGAUCUUUUAGUGGAAAAUGCCCAUAUUUUCGAGGGUCAUGAGGGCUAUGAGUCUGAUGAUGAUAAAUAUAACAUUCCUUUACAUAAGAAAGGUAGGGUUGCUGAUGAAGCUAAAGAUGAGAUGGAAGUGAAAGCUAGUUUAGAGGAGGAACAAGGGAAGGUGGUUGAUGUUGAGGUGGAGAGUGAGAAGAAAAAGGCCGAGGGAGAGGGAGAGAAGGUGAAGAGAAAAGAGUACUCUGAAGAGUUGGAAGUAUCGAAUAGUAGGAAUGAAGAUCAUCACACUAUGGAGAAGGAUACCAAUACGGUAGGUAAAGAGGAUGCGGCGGUGGAGACUAGUGAGGCUGAGGAUGAAGACGAUAUGCAGGAUUGUGUAUUCAAGGGCUCUCCAGUUGAGGAGGUGGCUGACAUUACUCAAGAAAAUGCUCAAGAAUAUUUUGAGAAAAAUGAGGUGAAGUGUAAGAAAGUAAUUAAUACAGUUUUCCUCUCUACUGCUAGAAAUUCCACCACUUCAAGAUGGCCAAAGAAAAGAGCACCCAAGAUAGAUUGGGGUGAUCAGAUUGGUGAUGCACUCUAUGCACAAUUGAAGGAGGUUAAAAUAACACAGAAAUUCUAUAUGACCUCAUACCUUGUAUAUGAAGCCGCCUCCAUUAGGCAAUAUCCAGGUUUAUCUACAAAAGGUGACAUGAGUUUGGAUGAUAUUCCUUCAACAACUAUUGAAUCCUCAAUGUUGGAUUUUACUGAAACUAUGGAGCAAGCAUUUGUAGAACAACGAAUGGUGACUUUACCUUCUAAAAUGGUCAUAGCAGAAGUUCCACCCCUUGUAAGUACUAAGAUUAUUGCUAAUGUACCUUCCAUUCUUCCAUCUAUAGUUGUUACAAAGGAGGUAUCAAUAGCAGUUAUUGUUGCUACAUCAGCUGGUAUAUCACAGGACACUUCAGCUUUGAUACCAGUAAUUACAUCUACAACUGCCGCAAUUUCAAGUCAUAAUGCUCCUCAAAUAACAGUUGAUUCUCAAUAG